GCGCUCGAGCGGCAGCUUCAGGAGAAGCACGCGUUCAACAACAGCCUCAAGUACGAGAGCGAGUGCCUCAGCCAGCGCAUCGAAGCCCUCGAGGAUGACCAGCGCGUCGCGAAAACAAAAUACGACGAAAUGAACAAGCUCUUUGGCGAAAAGGCCCACGCGCAGCACGACGAAAGCAAGGGCAAAGUCGAGGCGCUGACCUCAACGAUGGAGCAGCUAGAGAUUGACAUGCAAGAGAACGAGCGGCUCACGCAACUGCAUGCGUCCUUGGUUGAGCAACAGGAAGAGCUCCAAAAAACCCUCGAUGAAAUGCUACAGAAACAAAAGACCGAUCUGCACCAAUUGAAACUCAACGAGUACCAGCGCAAGUCGACCAUGGAGGAGAACUUUCGCAACUUGCUCGCGGCGCUCGAGACGCAAAAUCUCAAAACCGGAUUCGGUCUGCUCCUGGAGGCGCGCCAGACACUAUUGACACCGCUCGCCACCGAUGUCGCGCCGGCGGCAUCGCGCGAUGGCCCAGCUUGACCUAGAGUUCACUUAAUUCGAGUGCAGAAGCAUGAAAAAUCAGAUUCGAUCAAGA
Messenger RNA from Saprolegnia parasitica CBS 223.65, 580 nucleotides. RefSeq lists its product as hypothetical. The coding region runs from base 130 to 525 and encodes 131 amino acids. The transcript has 5 exons. NCBI's taxonomy places the organism in Eukaryota, Oomycota, Saprolegniomycetes, Saprolegniales, Saprolegniaceae. The record is from RefSeq and is a predicted model, not a curated record.